This is a messenger RNA of Aspergillus ibericus CBS 121593, 1149 nucleotides long. Its product is annotated as Zn(II)2Cys6 transcription factor domain-containing protein. Gene Ontology annotation, biological process: regulation of transcription by RNA polymerase II. The transcript has 2 exons. Gene Ontology annotation, molecular function: zinc ion binding; DNA-binding transcription factor activity, RNA polymerase II-specific. Lineage: Eukaryota; Fungi; Ascomycota; Eurotiomycetes; Eurotiales; Aspergillaceae. The coding region runs from base 1 to 1149 and encodes 382 amino acids. The record is from RefSeq and is a predicted model, not a curated record.
AUGCCUUCGACUGGCCCAAGAGAUGGGCGGGAGGGUAAGGUUCGGCGGAGGUCGAGAUUUGGCUGCCGCAAUUGCAAGCUUCGCAAACUCAAGUGCGAUGAAAGCAAACCCCAGUGCAAGAGAUGUCGUUCCUUUGGAUUAUUAUGCCCCUUUAUGUCCAACAUUCCCGACCUUCAGCCUGUUGCUGCUGACCGGCAGUUGGUAGUUCAGUCUCCUCCCAGCAAUGCUGUUUGGACAUCGGACGAAUCGACAUGCUAUCACUUGGAUGCCAGGUGCCAAGAGUUUAUCAGCCGGUAUCUGGGACGGAGUCUGAUUCCUCCAGACAAUCCUAACAUGAUACAAGUGAAUCGCAAGCUGCUAGAACUGGCUUUCACCUAUCCUUUUCUAAUGCACGCCUCUCUAGCGGUGGCGCUUACAUAUGACCGCCAUCUGAAAAGGUCCGGCUGUCGUCGCACUCUAGAAGAGUGCUAUCACUGGUCUCAAGCCACCGUACUCUUGAACAAUCGACUAAGUGGACCAAUCCAGACAGAAGACAAGGAUCCCAUCUGGGGCACUGCGGCUGCGCUGGUCAUCUUAACCUUCUCGUCCGAUGCAUACACAGCCGAACAAGCGUGGCCUUUGACAUCAUCUGACUCCGACCUGGACUGGUUGCGUCUGAGCAAGAGUAAAAUGUUAUUGUGGCACAUUGUGAACCCCCUGCGACCGGACAGUCUGUUUCACGUCCUGGCAGCGACCUUUGCUGAGAUGCAGUCCCCUUUGCCACAAAGAGGCAUAGAUGGUAUGCCUCAGGCUUUGGCUGCCAUGUGUAAUUUGAACGACACAUCUACAGCAGAAACGAAUCCGUAUUUCCGUGCUGCGCACGCGGUAUCCCAGAUCCUGAACCGCCCAAAAAUCACCAUCGGUCAGUCUCAAAUCUUCAUGGAUAGUAUCCAUGGCCCUUUUGAAGAUCUGCUUCGGGAAAAGGACCCGGCAGCGCUAUUGUUGCUGUAUUUAUGGUAUUGCAGAGCCAGUCGCAGUAUAUGGUUUAUUGAACUUAGGGCUCGAGUGGAAUGUCCUUCGAUCUGCUCAUAUCUGCGACGAUACCACUCAGAGAAUGGUGCUGUCCAGGCAUUUCUUCCGAAAGGAGAUCUCGCUCAAGUUCCCUCUUAG